Molecule: messenger RNA, 4183 nt
Organism: Syngnathus typhle (broad-nosed pipefish)
Lineage: Eukaryota; Metazoa; Chordata; Actinopteri; Syngnathiformes; Syngnathidae
Gene: bub1
Product: BUB1 mitotic checkpoint serine/threonine kinase
Exons: 22
Coding region: 848-3706 (952 amino acids)
Biological process (GO): protein phosphorylation; mitotic spindle assembly checkpoint signaling; meiotic sister chromatid cohesion, centromeric
Molecular function (GO): protein kinase activity; ATP binding
Source: RefSeq, a predicted model, not a curated record
CCUGCUGCGACGUUACAAAAGUUAACUAUGCUGUCAAUGAUAUCCAUUUUGCCUGUCAGAAAGUUUCAUGUCAAGUCAAGUUUAUUUGCAUAGCCCUAAAUCACAAGCAGUCUCAAAGGGCUUCACAUAGACAGAAAUGGACAAUUAUUCUCAAAGCAUCCCCUGAUCUUAAGCUCCCAAAAGGGCAAGGAAAAACUUAAAAACCCCUACCGGGGGAAAAUGAGAAACCUUGAGAAGGGACCACAGAUGGAAGGAUCUCCCUUUCAGGAUCACCAGGUUGAAAUGGAUGCAGAGAGGGCACAAAUGAUACAACAUGAAAAUCAAUGAAAUAAAAAGUGGAUGUCCAUGUCAGAGCAGAGGGCUGCCGAAGGAGCCCUCAUUUGUCCUGGCAGUGUCUUCGAGGAGGUUGAGCUGCAGUUCCCCCAUCCUGAAUUGGCCCACGAGAAUCCAGAUAGCCGCUGUCAGCAUGGGUGCCACCUAACCACCUCCCCUCAUCCAAAUAAGUAUUCAGGCCUGCUCCCAAAUGGAUCAAGAUGUUAUUGGAAGCGAGAGCAAAAUUGCGCAUCAAAUUCCAACUAUCGGGACACUGGAGAGAGAGUUCCUUCAAGAUGGUGGCCAGAAACUGCUAGACCCUGGUGUCAUGUCUGACGUUCAUAUUUGUUGCAGGAAAAUGAAGGAGCCCAAGAGGCAGCGCAACCGGAAGCUCGCCUGUUCCAUUACCGGGCGAGACACUCGAGCUACCUUUCCCUCGGUGUCGCUCGCUCUGGGUGCCGUGUUCGCCAGCGGUCGGAUGGCGGUCUCCCCGGGCUUGGUUUAAAGAGCGUUUGAGAGCAGUUUCGCCUCGUACAUGGGAGAUGACCCCCUGGACGCGUGGCUCAAGUUUGUGGAGUACUUGGACCAAAGCGGCAGCGGUGAAACGGCGAUGGUGCUCAAAAGGCUGGUGCAGAACUUUCUCGGAGUGGAGCGAUAUGCCGACGACGCCCGCUUUGUCAACGUGUGCAUCAGAUGCGCCACCUACUUCUCGGAGCCCAUUGCCCUGUUCCAGCACAUCUUCAACAAGGGCGUGGGCACGCAGACGGCGGCGCUUUACGUGGCCUGGGCUCAGCAAUUUGAGCGAAAAGCAAUGAUGGAGAAAGCGGACGUCGUUUACCUCAAAGCUCUGGAGAACCGAGCCCAGCCCGUCGACAGCCUCAUGCGAGAGUACAGGCAGUUUCAGGCUCGAAUCAGAAGCCGGGCAGAGGUGUCGGGAGGAGAUCCCGAGCCGUCGCUGGACAGCGCGCCCGCUGCUCCCGCCCAGGCAGCUGCCGCCGCUGCCGAGCUCCCAUCCAGUGGCGUCUGCACAGUUUGGAGCGGUCCCGGCCGUGAGCCCGAAUACGCCGACGGGGAGUUCGUGUCCAUGUACUCCAAGGAUGCGCUGGCGGCGCAAGGAUCUGAGCUUUGCUUCGACGAAGUGCGAGCACGGGCGUACUGGCGGAAGCGGGAGGCCGAGGAUCACCUGAGAACAAAGCGCAGAGCGGAGGGGUCACCGAGGUCGCCCCCGUGUCCCAUUGCACCACCUGAAGCGGAGCGCUCCCUGGCGGCCGCCUCCUCGUCCCCCGCCGAUGGGACGCCGAAGACAUCUGCCACGGAAAAUCCCUCGGCCCACCAGCCCCUCGACAGCGACUUUGGAGGGUCACCCGCGGCCCGCCGAGACCCGAGUCGGAGCCCCGUCUGGCGUGCGCCCGGCUCGGCCUUCCGGGGGAGCGCUUGCCACGACGCGCCCAACUUGCCGCCUUCGCCCACCGUCAACACCCGGGAGGCCUUGGACGUGAUCAUGGGAAUGUUCCGGGACCCCACGCUGACUGAGGAGCUGUCGGGCGACACGUCAGACGAUGCCGUCGAGUCCGCCCUGCCGGGCAAUUGGGCCCCCGCCGCCGCCGAGCCGUUGUUCAUCUACCAGGAUGACGUCAGUGCCGCCGCGUCCCACGCAGCGCCGGGCGAGAGCAAAGCCACGCGAGGCCGAGGCUUGUCGGAGAAGGCGCCGGCCGUCGAAGCCCACGCGGAGGCUGCGGGGCGGGACCAGACGGCCGAGGGGAUGAGCUGUUGGGACGAGGACCGGCUGGCGGCGUGUCCCAACAACACGGCCGACUUUGCCCCGGCGGCGCGCUGCGUGUCCACGCCCUUUGUGCGCAGAGGGAUCGGCGACGCAGGGUUCGUUCAAGUGGCAGACGUUGAAGAUUCCCUCGCCGUGCAAAAAAACAGCCUGCUCCAAAGUCAAGAAGCGGACGUGACGUGCGCUGGCAGCGCGGCCGACCAAAAUCCUUUCCUCCGACGGUGUCACAAGCUCAGUCCCAUCAUGGAACAGAGCCCGCCUGACGUCUCGAGCGAGGGGCUGGCCGCCCACCGGCCGAGCGCCUUGUCUGUUACCUCGCCGGCCGUGCAAAUGUCGCAGGACUCUGUAGCCGCCGUCCAGCUGUUUACCAUCCCGGAGGAUUUGCCACCCGUUGCCCCACAGGAACUCUGCAAAAGCACCUCUGCGGUAAUUGCGAGUCCUGAAAAAGAGCCUUGUCGGCCCUCACCGCCGGGCCUCCGGCGGAAGACGCAAGCGCUUCUGUCCACGGCAGCUGCCCGACAAGGCGUGGCCGGUCCUGACGGCGAUCUCCGCGACGGCGCUCGCCCUCCGUCCGAUCCCUGGAGCGCCGAGCUAAUCUCGGAUUUGCUGUCGAGCGUGAGCCCGCCGCUCGCCUCGCACCCGCAGUUGGUCAACUGGCAGCGCGGGCUCCCCGACAUCGGCGUCAAGAAGACCAUCAGCAUGGGAACGGCGUCUCUGCGAGUGGACCGCGUCCUCGGCCAAGGAGCCUUUGCUACCGUUUACCUGGCCACUGACCCCGCCACCUCAGACAAGAUGGUGCUGAAGGUGCAGAAACCCUCCAAUCCGUGGGAGUUUUACAUCCACACGCAGCUCGACCGGCGACUGUCGCCGUCCGUGCGUCAUUUGUUCAGCCGCGUGCGAUCGGCUCACAUCUUCACUAACGGCAGCGUGCUGGUGGGCGAGCUGCACGCCUACGGCACCCUGCUGAACGCGGCCAACCUUUACAAAAGCCUGGGCGACAGAGUGAUGCCCCAGCCGCUCGUCAUCCACUUUGCCAUUUGCAUCCUGCGGAUGCUGGAAGAACUGCACACCGCCCGCAUCAUCCACGCCGAUGUCAAGCCCGACAACUUCAUGCUGGGGCAAAGGUUCGCGGCCGCCGACGACUUUGAGCCGGACCGCCCGGAGCCGGGCCUGGUUCUCAUCGACCUGGGCCAGAGCAUCGACAUGGACCUCUUCCCGCCGGGCGCUGCCUUCACUGCCAGCUGCUUGACGUCGGGCUUCCGGUGCACCGAGAUGCUCAGCGGCAAGCCUUGGAACUACCAGACGGACCUGUUUGGCGCGGCGGGAACCAUUCACGUGCUGCUGUUCGGAACGUACAUGCAAGUGGUGCAAAACGACGGCGAGUGGCAGACCUGCGCCGCCUUCCGAAGGAUGCCUCACAGAGACAUGUGGCUGCACUUGUUCCGCACGCUGCUCAACGUUCCCGCCUGCCGUCCGGCCCCCGACGCGCUGGCCGACCUUCGGCGCCGUCUAAGCGCCGUCCUGCAGCGCGACUACUGCAACAAGUUGGCGUCGCUUAAGCGCCGCCUGCUCGUCCUCCUGCUGCAGAGCUGCCAGGCCGCAUCCCGCGCGUGACACCGCUGGGGGUGAGGCGCCAACUUCUGGGAUGUGUUUAUAAAGAUAGAAAAGACAAAAUGCGCAGUCGCGUUCGUUUCCUUGUCCACUAAAAACCCUUAAGUGAGUUUGACCGCUAGUCGUCGAGCUACCUAACAACAUGAGACGCAGGGACUGUCGCAGCGACGGACUGUCUGAAGCCCAGCUUGAGAUUGGAUGAGUUCAAAACGUUUGCACAUUUGUGUCUUCCAAAUAAUUGGGCUGAGAGACCCUGAUGGAAGAAUAGACACAGGCAGAACAAGAAAAGGCUCCUCCACUGGAUCAACUUGACAUUUGGACAAAAGUUUAUUCUUCAAAAGUUUAUUCGUGCGUAACGUGGGACGAGGUCAUUUUGGUGUAGUCGUUUCGUUAUUGUAUGUCAUGGGUCGAGCGUGUCAGAACAAAUGUCAAAGUUAAAUGAUGCACCUCAACUAAUAAAAAGCGAUUUUAUUGGCAGAA